AUGGGCCUUCUCGUGCUCGUUCUCCGAUCCUAUCUCGUAUUUCAGAAUGUCUAUGUCACCUUCAAGACACUCAAGAUGCCCCCGCCAUCCUCGCGGAAUGGCGGCAAGCCCACAAUACGCGCAAUGGCUCAGCGAAAGCGCGACAUGAAAGGAUGCAUGACGAUCUGGAUCGUUUGGUGCUGUCUGGCGACGUAUGAAGCCGUCGUAGAGCCGGUUAUCAGCAUCUUCGUGCCUUUCUAUAGCGAGAUCAAGUCGGUGGUUCUCAUCGCCUUCAUCUUGGCGCGCGCCCGCGGAGCCGAGCCCAUAUAUCUCCACCUUAUUCGUCCUAUUCUCAAACCGUACAUCUCUACCUUGGAUGCGAUUUUGGACAUAUUCCAUAGCGUCGGCGACUUCGUCCUCCUUUUGGUCUCGAUUCCAUUCGCACCCUUACUGGGUUGGUGGCGCAGACGUUAUCCCGCGGUGGAGGAAGAAGAUUCGGACGAGGAUGCAUCAGACCAUGGUGACCCUCCGCCGCCAUACCCGACCGCGUCUCUCCACCCUGCUAACCUUGCUCGCGAGGGGCCGGCGGUCACUGACCCUGCGCGUUCGGCGCAACUCGAUGCUGCCAUGUCCAAGUUCUACGCCUCUGCGUCGGGCGCUGCGCAACCGGAUCCUCGGUUCUGGCAACCUCCUCCGGCCGCCUACGAAGUGGAGGAAACACCCAGUAUGCCUAUGCCUCAGCCACACAUCCCAUCUUUCGCAUCUAAUGGGCCAACACACCCCUACUAUUCACCGCCCGCGCAGCCGCCUUACCCUGUUAUGCAUAGCACACCUAACUUAAACGUCGCUCCUGUCGCCGCAAAGCUAUUGAACCCCGGCCCUGCAGGUGGCUCGAGCGACAACAACGGUGCUAAUGGGGUUCGCAGGAGAACACAACUUCGAGGCGCUUCUGAUGAAGAGGACGACCACAUGAAUAUCGACGACCCGGAUGACUCUAUGUACGAAACGGAGGAGGAUUCAUUCAACAAGACUCUACGCACGCCAUAUAGCCUUCGCAUACGACCGCCAGCACCGCAAACUACGACUGCUGUCUUGACCCCACCUCCACCACUACCUACCGCACUGGCUCGUGAUGUAUCUAUAGCCACAGAAGCAACUCUGGCGUCUUCGGGCUCCACCAGCGACGGCUCGAAUAUCUUCAGCGAUAUGACCGGCUUGAGCACCGUGCGGCAUGCCCCAACGUUACGCACGUUAUCUCGCACGACUUCGCUAGCACCUUCGGACUCGCCUAGUGUCGUCGGGCGCAAACGCCCCCAUCCGCUCGAGCCUAUUCCGGAUAUGCCUGCGGCUUCUGCGCCCUCGCCGAUCUCGCGAGGAAAUCGCCCAAAGACCCCUCGCCGCGCGGUAACGCGCACUCGGCCAGUUGGAACUCGCGUUGCCAUGAAUCGACUCCCAUCUCUCGGGGAGUCUCUUGGUAAUGCCGCCGACGGCGAAGACAGCGAUGCGCCGGCCCCCGCCGCACCGAAGCGUCGCAAGCUCGCGCGAUCCCCGCGCAAAGCUGCUGCGCCCGCUCUCCCCAAACCCGCAGGUUCGAGAUCCGUCGCCGGUUCACGCCUCAACAACGCCAACAAGACAAGAGGGACUGUAGGCAACGUGCGCGGCGGCGCGUCGUCCCGUACCACGCGGUCUCAAGCUUCAACCAAAUUGGCCGAGUCGCGCACUGCGUCUUCGAGCUCAUCGAAAGCCACUCGCUCCGCCGCCCCUCUGCCUGCCGCCGCUCAUCCCUUGGUGCCUCGACGGGUUCCUGCUCGUACCGUCAAUGUGAAGAGCAAGACACUCGCGAAUGCAUGA
Peniophora sp. CBMAI 1063 is the source of this 1830-nucleotide messenger RNA. The record is from the annotation of a GenBank genome assembly. NCBI's taxonomy places the organism in Eukaryota, Fungi, Basidiomycota, Agaricomycetes, Russulales, Peniophoraceae.